Molecule: messenger RNA, 369 nt
Organism: Lathyrus sativus (Indian pea)
Lineage: Eukaryota; Viridiplantae; Streptophyta; Magnoliopsida; Fabales; Fabaceae
Source: the annotation of a GenBank genome assembly
AUGGGGUUUGAGUUAGCUUCGGGCAUUAGGGUUAAUUUUCAUAAGAGCAAUCUGAUUGGGGUUAAUGUUGACCUUUUCUUCUUUUCCUUAGUUGAUAAUUUUCUCCAUUGCAAGAUUGAGUUUCUUUCCUUUAAGUAUCUAGGGAUUCUAGUAGGGGGUAGAGUCACCCUUUUUAAGCAUGUUCUCAAUGUUAUUCAUGUGUUCCUCCUUUCAUUCCUAAAGAAGCAUGUGAAAGUAUGGAAGAAGUUUGUUAGAAUUCAAAGGAUAUUUCUUUGGAGAGGUGUGAAAGGGGAUUCUAAGAUCUCAUGGGUGAGAUGGUCUGAUGUGUGUGAGUCUAAGAAGGCUGAUUUAGUGCUUCUAGAUAAAUAA